Molecule: messenger RNA, 1129 nt
Organism: Rubroshorea leprosula
Lineage: Eukaryota; Viridiplantae; Streptophyta; Magnoliopsida; Malvales; Dipterocarpaceae
Source: the annotation of a GenBank genome assembly
AAACCCAUUAAUUGGACGUCCCAAAUUGUAACAGCGGAUGAAAGGAGAAGUCAGGAGCAACAUAAUGUUAUGUACAUUGCGGCAGAAUAUUAUUACCCCACAAGUUAGUACUUUUCCUAGGGGCCUGAGCCCAAGCAGCAGCAGCCCACAUGUGAAUGGAUUGGGGCUUUGUGGAAAAAUGGGGCCCAACAAAACUUUUAACCUGGGCCGGCCUGAUCAGGUGAAUUCGGCCUCUUGUCCUGGAGUGGAUCAGGAUAAGUCCGCAUCGGAUGGCUACUAUUAUUCCGCAUGCAAUAUAUUGAUUGAUGAUGAGUUCAAUGCCAAGGUCUCUGAUUUCGGUCUUGCCAAGUUGCUGGGUGCUGGGAAAAGUCAUGUCACUACUCGAGUCAUGGGAACAUUUGGGCAAGUAUUCUCUCUUAUGCAUGUUUGCAUAUAUGUGGCUCCUGAGUUUGCAAACACUGGCCUUUUGAAUGGAAAAGGCGAUGUUUAUAGCUUUGGGGUUUUACUGCUGGAAGCAAUCACUGGGAGAGAUCCUGUCGAUUAUGGUCGUCCUGCCCCUGAGGUAAAUCUGGUAGACUGGCUAAAAAUGAUGGUUGGCAGCAGGAGGUCUGAGGAAGUGGUAGAUCCAAAUAUUGAGGUAAGGACAUCAACAAGAGCCCUAAAGCGUGCCCUAUUGACUGCACUUAGGUGUGUUGAUCCUGAUUCUGGUAAAAGACCCAAGAUGAGCCAAGUUGUGCGCAUGCUUGAGUCUGAGGAAUAUCCCAUACCAAGAGAGGAUAGAAGGCACCAUAGAAGUCGUGGAGGGAGCUUGGAGAUUGAUUCUCAAAGGGAUAAUUCUGACACUGACAGAAGUGAUUAUCCAGGUUCAAGAUCAGAAAGCAAGCGGACACAAUUAUAAGCAAGGAUUUAUUUUGAAGUUGUGAGAGAUUCAUAAGCUGGCGCAGGUGUGGGAAGGAAUUCUUAAAAUUUAAUUUUCAAUGGCGUUUAGAUUCUUGGGGUUUGUCUCCAUAUAUGGUCUGGUUGGUUGUUGUUAUGUAGAGGGUGUGGGUCGAGGGAAAGGGUGGAUGAGAUGGGAGGUGACUUGUUUAUUCUUUUCCUUGUUUCUUUUUAAUAUAAUUUGUAGAUGAAG